UGCCACAGCUGUCAUACAAAGAGGUGGGGUGGAAGCCUAAAGUCUCCCACCUGUUCGCACCGGCAGAGGAGGGGAUCAUGGCGUCCAUCACAGUCCCAAACCCCCUUCCAUCUCCCGAGCAAGACGCCCAGAAUCUGAGGAAAGCCUUCCAAGGGUGGGGAACGGACGAGCAGGCCAUCAUCGGGAUUUUGUGCCACCGGAAAGCGGCGCAGCGUGCUGCGAUCUCUGAGACUUAUGAUCGCUUGUACAAUGAAUCACUCCUCCAACGCCUCCACUCGGAGCUAUCCGGCGACUUCAGGGGUGCCGUGAUGUUGUGGACGGCAGACCCUGCAGAACGAGAUGCCAAGCUUGCACACAAAGCAUUGAAAAAGAAAGAUGAUCGUCAUGUUUGGGUGAUCAUAGAAGUUGCCUGUGCAUCAUGUUCAGAUCAUCUGAUGGCUGUCAGAAAGGCAUAUCAUUCCCUUUUCUUAUCAUCUAUUGAAGAAGACGUAGCUUUCAAGUUCUCUGAAACAAACCCUCUCAGACAGUUGUUGGUUCAACUAGUGAGCUCAUAUAGGUAUGAUGGCGAGCAUGUGGACGAGGAGAUAGCAAAAUCUGAGGCAGCUGAGCUCCAUGAUGCCAUUAGAAAAAGCCAACCCUGCCAUGCGGAAGUUAUUCGCAUACUAAGCACAAGGAACAAAGUUCAACUCAAAGAAACUUUCAAGCAUUAUGAGCAAAAUUUUGGAAAAGCCAUUGAUGAGGACAUCAGCAAUCAAGGCAGCAGCCAAUUGUUCUCAAUGCUUAAGGCUAUUGUUUGGUGCCUGACUUCCCCUGAGAGACACUUUGCGGAGGUGAUAAGAUCUUCAAUCUUAGGACUUGGAACAGAUGAGGCCUCUCUUACAAGAUCUAUAGUAAGUCGAGCUGAGAUCGAUAUGAAAAAGAUAAAAGAGGAGUAUAAGAAGAGAUACCGAGCCACUCUGAAUGAUGAUGUUAUCGGUGACACUUCUGGAUAUUACAAGAGUUUCUUGCUUGCACUGGUAGGCAGUGCGGACUCAUGAAGCAGACUGUAAAUGUUAAUUGCUAUAAUGUAUGCUAACGAAUAAGAGAUGUAUGUGGAGAGUUGCAUGAGAUCUAUGUCUUGACAAGUAUUUGGUGGAUACUGUUUAUGGGUAAGAUGGUUAAAAAAGUUACCUCUCGAGGUGCUGCAUCAUCAGCAGUAACGCAAGGCUACAAGUAUGGUACAUGUACAGCCACCUAAAAGCACAACAAUCUUGGACUUGGAUAUUGUAAGCCAGACGGAACCAUUUCUAGCAUUAAGCUCUAUCCAGGGUGUUAUUAUAAUUAUGUAGUUUUGAGUGUCAUUACAUUGCAUCUUAUAAUGUGUAAUCAAUGUUCUCUUUUUCUGUUUUUUCCCCCUA
This is a messenger RNA of Musa acuminata AAA Group (dessert banana), 1397 nucleotides long. Its product is annotated as annexin D3-like. Gene Ontology annotation, cellular component: cytoplasm. Lineage: Eukaryota; Viridiplantae; Streptophyta; Magnoliopsida; Zingiberales; Musaceae. Gene Ontology annotation, molecular function: calcium ion binding; calcium-dependent phospholipid binding. The transcript has 6 exons. Bases 78 to 1037 code for a protein of 319 amino acids. The record is from RefSeq and is a predicted model, not a curated record.